Fraxinus pennsylvanica is the source of this 588-nucleotide messenger RNA. NCBI's taxonomy places the organism in Eukaryota, Viridiplantae, Streptophyta, Magnoliopsida, Lamiales, Oleaceae. The record is from the annotation of a GenBank genome assembly.
AUGGAGGUCGAGAAUGGCAAGAGAAAUGGGUUUGAACCCACCGGGGACGUCAUCGGGAAACGACUGAGAACGACCGAGGCGCCUGACGGAAGCGUCGGGAUACAAGAAGAAGAUGAUAGCGAAAUGACAUCAUGGUUAAUGCUAGACGAAGAUUCAGCUAUGGAGCUAUCAAAGCUUUUAGACUCAUGGGACGCGCCGCCGCCUCCAGUGAAGGUGAGGUUCAUCGAAAACCCCUACUCUUCGACGGUGAUAUUCCAGUCGUCGUCGGCUUACGUUACCAUAAAUGGCAACGAGGAGACUUGUGGAUCGUCUUUCUCCGACUCGGACUCGUCGGUGAUGGCGAGCAUUGACCUGGGGGGCAUCAGGAGGGUGGUUCUGGGAGAAAUGAAGGAAGAAAGCGGUGGCGCGUGGACUACAGACGCCCGUGAGAAUGGUCUGGAUGUUGACAGGGACUUGGAGGCGGAGGGUUUUUUGGUCAAAGAAAUUAGUGGCUGUGAUUGCUCUGGAAGUUCGUCUGAUGAUCAGAUCGAUUAUGAAGAAGCCACGUGGCUAAAGUUUCUUGGGGAGGACGGGUUUAGGUCACUGUAA